Aspergillus calidoustus is the source of this 1298-nucleotide messenger RNA. Lineage: Eukaryota; Fungi; Ascomycota; Eurotiomycetes; Eurotiales; Aspergillaceae. The record is from the annotation of a GenBank genome assembly.
GCUUGGUACUUUCAACAGUCAGUAUGUGUUUGUCAGGCUGAUUAAUUCCAUGGCUUUGGGCCGAGUGUCCGAGUGGGGGGGUAUAUAAAUGUGCCCUACCCUCCUGGAUACUCGUCUACUCAAUUUCUUCUACUUGCCUCGAGUGUAUCUCCAUAUCGAAUUUAGAAGCUCAUCAUACUUCAGACGUCAGCAUGUCCACCCAAACCAAACGCCUCACCCUCCCCAAAUCCAACAUCUCCAUCUUCUACCGCGAACAAGGCGACAAAGACCGUCCGGUCAUCCUCCUGCUGCACGGCUUCCCCUCCUCCUCCCACCAGUACCGCAAGCUCAUUCCCCUCCUCGCCGAAAAGUACCGUGUGAUCGCUCCGGAUCUCCCAGGCUUCGGCUUCACCGAGGUCCCCUCGACGCCAGAGUUCAAAUACACAUUCGCGAGCCUCGCCUCGACAAUCGGCGAGUUCCUCGACGUCCUUGAGAUUAAAAAGUUCAUCGUCUACAUCUUCGACUACGGCGCGCCGACGGGCCUGCGUCUAGCCCUCGAAAGACCACACGCAAUCCAAGCCAUCAUCUCACAGAGCGGGAACGCGUACGAAGAAGGCCUUGGCGAAUUCUGGGACCCGAUUCGCAACUUCUGGGCAGGAGACAACACCCCCGAAGAGCGCGAAUCUCUCAAAAGAGCCCUUCUAUCCUUCGAAGCAACACGCUGGCAAUACGUCGAGGGAACGCGCGACCUCUCAACCAUCGCGCCGGAAUCCUACCACCUCGACUACGCGCUCCUGCAGCGCCCGGGCAACGAUGAGAUCCAGAUUGAUCUGUUUAGGGACUAUGCGAGUAAUGUGAAGCUGUAUCCGGAGUUCCAUAAGUACUUCAGGGAGAGGCAGGUUCCGCUUCUGGCGAUUUGGGGGAGGAAUGACAAGAUUUUUGUGCCGGAAGGGGCGGGGGCUUUCAAAAAGGAUUUGCCGGAUGCGGAGGUCAAGUUGAUUGAUGCGGGGCAUUUUGCUGUGGAGAGUGAUGCUGGCUUGAUUGCGGAGAAAGUCCUGGGCUUUUUGGAAAAGAAUCAGGUUUAGUAUGAUCAGCGUGGGCUUCAAGUAUGUUCAUUUAAAGAGACAGACUAUCUAUCAACGGCUGCCUCCGCUUUUCUUAGCGAUGAAGGCUUCGCGCUUUGUGUCUGUCAUUUGGCCUCUGGUUGUCUGCUCUGAAAAAAACUCAGCACGUUUCACAACUCUGAAUUCGGAUCAAAGAACAAACUAUAAUACAGCGCUCCUAUACUUACUGAUCCUCUCGGUAAUCAUGUCCUCGGG